Molecule: messenger RNA, 2288 nt
Organism: Oryzias melastigma (Indian medaka)
Lineage: Eukaryota; Metazoa; Chordata; Actinopteri; Beloniformes; Adrianichthyidae
Gene: wdr13
Product: WD repeat domain 13
Exons: 10
Coding region: 187-1635 (482 amino acids)
Cellular component (GO): nucleus
Molecular function (GO): promoter-specific chromatin binding; protein binding
Source: RefSeq, a predicted model, not a curated record
UCUCGCGUUGACACAAACGGUGGAGUUCGAGCAAAAGCUGGGAGUCGUGACCAGGGCUCAGGUGACCAUUCCCUGCGAUUUCAUUGGUCGCUCAAGUCACAUGACGGGAAAAUCAGCGAUGGAGAAAAGCUAAGGAAGGACUCUAGCCUGGCAGAGGCUUCCGCCUUUACUCAUUUUGCGUGUGGAAUGGCAGCAGUUUGGCAGCAGGUGUUGGCCGUGGACGCAAGGUACAAUGCUUACCGCACGCCCACCUUCCCACAGUUCCGAACUCAGUACAUCCGCCGACGCAGCCAGCUGCUCAGAGAGAACGCCAAGUGUGGCUUUGAGCCAGGGCUGCGCAGGCAUUACCUGAAGCUGCGCAGUCAGCUGUUGGCCCUGCGCUAUGGGCCCCUGUCUGAGCAGAGCAGCUUCAGGGCCAGCAGUGUGCGCAGCUCCCGCACCACACUGGACCGCAUGGAGGACUUUGAGGAGGACCCCCGUGCCCAAGGGGCUCGAGGUCAUCGCCGCUCUGUCAGCAGAGGUUCAUACCAGCUACAGGCCCAGAUGAACAGAGCCGUCUAUGAUGAGAGGCCUCCGGGCAGCUUGGUGCCCACGUCAGUGGCGGAGGCCAGUCGUGCUAUGGCAGGAGACACAACUUUGAGUGAAAACUAUGCUUUUGCUGGCAUGCACCACAUAUUUGAUCAACAUGUUGACUCUGCUGUCCCUCGUCUGCAGUUUGCCAACGAUGACAAGCACCUCCUGGCCUGCUGCUCGUUGGAUGCCACGCUGUCUAUUAUGAUGUUGUCUCCCCCUCCUGCAAGCGUGAAGGUGACCCUGAAAGGCCACGCCGGUCCCGUUACCGACUUCGCCUGGUCUCUGAGCAAUGACAUCAUCGUGUCGACGUCAUUGGAUGGGACCCUGCGCAUUUGGAACACGGAGGACGGUCGGUGCAUUCGAGAGGUCAGGGACCCAGACUCCAGUGAGCUGCUCUGCUGCACCUUCCAGCCCAUGAACAACAACCUAACAGUGGUUGGAAAUGGCAAGAACCACCUGCAGGUGGUUAACAUCUCCACUGGGAAGAAGGUGAAGGGGGGCUCCAGCAAGCUGACGGGCCGCGUGCUGUCGCUCUCCUUUGACGCUCCGGGGAGGAUCCUUUGGGCUGGGGAUGACAGAGGGAGCAUCUUCUCCUUCCUCUUUGACAUGGCGACUGGAAAGCUAACCAAAGCCAAGCGUCUGGUGGUGAGUGAGGGCACCUCCAUCUGCAGCAUAUCUGCUCGCUCCUGGAUCAGCCGAGAGGCCAGAGACCCCUCCCUGCUGGUCAAUGCGUGUUUAAAUAAACUUCUGCUGUACAGAGUGGUGGACAAUGAAGGGACACUACAGCUAAAGAGGAGCUUCCCCAUCCAGCACGGCUCUCAACCCGUUCGUAGCAUCUUCUGCCCUCUCAUGUCUUUCAGACAAGGAGCCUGUGUAGUAACCGGGAGUGAGGACGGCUGCGUCUACUUCUUUGACGUGGAGCGCAACACCAAGGCCAUAGUUAACAAGUUGCAAGGUCACGGGGGUCCUGUUUUGGACGUGAGCUUCAACUGUGACGAGAGCUUGCUGGCUUCGUCCGAUUCCACCGGCAUGGUCAUCAUCUGGAGGCGGGAGCAGAAGUGACCGAAUCCCAGACCAGACAGCCUCCCCACACCGCCGAGGCCCGCUGCUCCUCCGCCGUCCGAUAACUCUCUCCGUAGAUGUACACUGGAAUGUAACCGGCUCCAUCAAAUUUUUCAUGUUAUGAUACUCAAGUGCAAUCAAAUAGAACACCGCCCCGUGUAGGUGAUGGAGAUGUUUUAUUAAUUUAUGUGUGUGCCUGAGUCUGUGUGUGUGAGUCCCUCCAACAACUACAGCUGAGACAUUCAUGGCUUUUCCGUAUGAAAAGAGCACUACUUCCAUGCAUGUGUCAUCGCUUACCUACAGCCUGCGUAGGUCUGACUGAAUUCAUGUGCAGAGGAUGCUAUAGAAUCUAACAGGAAAAAAAAGCUACACUUUUGUCCCACACUGACAUUCCCUCUGGCUUCGAUGUAGUUCACUAUUUAUGUAACUUGUUAUUCAAGCCGUGUAAUGAAGUGUAGUGAAGCUGCCUUGUAGACUUUCUGUUGCCCGUUUCCCUUUAAAAAUCAUGUGCAUGUAACUGAAAUUGCAGUCUUGUAUUUGGCAUUUCAGUCUCGCAGCAAAUGUGUUUGUACUUAUGUUUUUGUGUACUCCGUUAUUGAUGGCUACAGGUUCACAAUCAUUAUUUAACACAAAAUAAACUAUGUUAAGGUUUA